Messenger RNA from Sphaeramia orbicularis (orbiculate cardinalfish), 1033 nucleotides. RefSeq names its product transmembrane protein 82-like. The record is from RefSeq and is a predicted model, not a curated record. Lineage: Eukaryota; Metazoa; Chordata; Actinopteri; Kurtiformes; Apogonidae.
AUGUUUGAAUGGACACUUUUUGAUCCAAAUCCAGUUGACUGCUUUUUUAAAGGUGUUGUAGGUGCAUGUGGAAUAUCAGUGCUGUGCAGUCUUAUGAGAGUUUAUUACUUCUUGCAACAUGCAGAGGUCAUCCUCAUCAGACAGUUCUCUGAAAAACCAAUGGAGAUCAACUCUUCAGUUCUGGUUCUGACGGUCCUCCUGUCUCUGAUGGGAGCCAGGGUUUCCUCUUUGAUAGUACUGGAGUUUUCUCUCAGGGCCAUUUCUGCUUGGGCAUCAGCAUCAAUGGAUCCCAAUGUCAGAGGCCUGGAGCUGCUCCUGGUCCAAUGCCAGUUCUCCCUGGGUUGUAGCCUCACCUGUACUCUGGACUUCCUCCCAGGGGCUCCACACAGCUCCUUCAGCUUGUUUUUGGCAGCUGCUCUCAGCUGGGUACUGGCAAACUUCUUCCACAGUCUGUGGAGCCAUGUGGCCAGACUCUACCCACUACACAGCACAGAGCGUUACUGUGGGAAGUGCAUCACCCUCCUGACCUCAGGACAUGCUAUUCUGGCAUCACUGCAAAGAGUGGUUGUCUUGGCUUUUGCUGUAGCAACUGUGGCUUCCACUGCCACGGUUUAUGACCACUUCCUGUCCCAGAAGGAUGCCCUAAAGUUCUGGACUCCACUCACACUUUGCUACACAAUGUUGGUGGCCUAUAUUCAAGAGGAUCAGCAUCGACAGACCGGUACAGAGGCCCUGCUGCACAUUGUUGUGGUGCGACUCGGAGCCUUACUGGUGCUCAUGCUCACAGUGGGCGAUUGGUCUGAUGUCCUGCAGAUCCUUAUUGCUUUCCUGGCAGAAGCAGUUUGUUUGCUUCCUUCUCAAGAUCUGCUGCAGGCUGCGUUAAAGGAAGAAGAAGCUACAACCCAGAGUAAAUAUGAACGGCGGUCAAAACCUAAUCCAACAAGGAAAUUAAAAAUAUCAUCAGAUGACAGUUAAUGCUGUGUUUCAACUCUACCGCAAAUACCAGCCACUAAAUCCUAUGUAAAGAUAUACU